Astyanax mexicanus (Mexican tetra) is the source of this 1199-nucleotide messenger RNA. RefSeq names its product cornifelin. Gene Ontology annotation, cellular component: cornified envelope. NCBI's taxonomy places the organism in Eukaryota, Metazoa, Chordata, Actinopteri, Characiformes, Acestrorhamphidae. The record is from RefSeq and is a predicted model, not a curated record. The coding region runs from base 407 to 751 and encodes 114 amino acids. The transcript is spliced from 4 exons.
GAGGCAAAGAUAAGUGACAAAUGCAGCCUGAUGCAGUUUGUGGUUGUGGUAAGAAGAUCUAGCUUCUCUGUGCACAGCUCUCUGAAGUCUGUUUUAUGACAAAAAGAGCAUGAUGGUCAUAUGUCAGGAAGUGACAGAAGUUCAAAGUAGUGAUACUUUAACUAGUGUCACUCUCCUCUUUUGUUGUUUAAUUAUGGGUUUAGUCACAUUUCCUAUUGCGUUAAGCAAUUCUGGCCUUUUCUUGUGAUCAAGUGUGUGUGUGUGAGUUCUGGGCUGCGUCGGAAACAGUGCAGGCGUGUUGCACUGUGCGGUAGUGUGUCACAACUUCCUUUUGAGCUUAGAGAUUCACAUCAAGAGGAUCAGAAGUACAUACAAGGACUUUAUUGACAACUUUAGAUAAUCUGACAUGUCGAACCCAGUAACUUGUCAGCCAGCAGCAGGCUCAUAUGGGACCAAUGUGCAGACAGGAGAGUGGAGCACAGGCCUCUGUUCCUGCUGUAGUGACCUGCUUGUGUGUGCUGUUGGCUUUUUCUGUCCAAUUGCAUUGGGAUGCUACACUGCUAACAAGUAUGGAGAGAAUGCCUGUCUGGCAUGUGUACCUGGAGGCAUGGCAGCUAUGAGGACGCACAUGAGACUCACCUAUGGCAUCCAAGGUACCAUAUGCAACGAUGCCUUGAUGACCUGUUGCUGCGGAGUGUUUGAGACAUGUCGAAUGGCCAGAGAAAUCCGUAUUAGGAAUGGAGAGGCAUAAUCUUGUGUUACUACUGUAACACUACUUUGUAGCAAAGUACCCCAGUCACUUUCCUCUAAUUUUUGUAAAAAAAAAAAAAAAAAAAAUCAGUCAAAGCAUUUGUUUGAUUUAAUAUAAAUUUGCUUAAUAAAUUAUAGACAUUUAAAAUGUACAUGUUUAACAACAUACUAUUUCUGCAAAGAUUACAAAGUAAUACAAAAUGGCAACUGAAACAGUCUUGCCUCAUGGGUCUGAAGUGGUGUGUCUUUAUUUACCAAACCACAUUUUCACAGUUGCAACCUGUGAACUACUGCUCCAUCUACAGCAGAGUAUCAGCUUGAUUACUGUAUUGGUACCACUGUAUUGAUAGAUCAGUGCAUUAUGUGAACUUUUCUGGAACCUGUGUUUGUGUCAUCUUGAAGCAGAUUUCUUUGUAUUUGUAAUAAAGAAACUGUAAUGUCUUGAAGAA